Dreissena polymorpha is the source of this 726-nucleotide messenger RNA. RefSeq lists its product as uncharacterized. The annotation marks the transcript as partial. Lineage: Eukaryota; Metazoa; Mollusca; Bivalvia; Myida; Dreissenidae. The record is from RefSeq and is a predicted model, not a curated record. The transcript has a single exon.
AGCAUCAGUAGCAGCAGCAGCAGUAGCAGCAGCAACAGUAGCAACAACAGCAGUAGCAGCAGUAACAACAGUAGUAGCAGUAGCAGCAGUAGCAGGAGUAACAGCAGUAGCAGCAGUAGAAGGAGUAGCAGCAGUAGCAGUAGUAGCAGAAGUAGCUGCAGUAGUAGUAGUAGUAGUAGCAGUAGUAGUAGUAGUAGCAGUAGUAGUAGUAGUAGUAGCAGCAGCAGUAGCAGCAGCAGCAGAAGUAGUAGCGGUAGCAGCUGUAGCAGCAGCAGCAGCAGUAGCAGCAGUAGCAGCAGCAGCAGCAGUAGCAACAGCAGCAGUAGCAGCAGUAGUAGCAGUAGCAGCAGUAGCAGCAGUAGUAGUAAUAGUAGUAGUAGCAGUAGUAGUAGAAGUAGUAGUAGUAGUAGCAGUAGUAGUAGUAGCAGUAGUAGUAGUAGCAGUAGUAGCAGUAGUAGUAGUAGUAGUAGUAGUAGUAGUAGUAGUAGUAGUAGUAGUAGUAGUAGUAGAAGUAGUAGUAGUAGUAGUAGUAGUAGUAGUAGUAGUAGUAGUAGUAGUAGAAGUAGUAGUAGUAGUAGUAGUAGUAACAGUAGUAGUAGUAGCAGUAGUAGCAGCAGCAGCAGCAGCAGCAGUAGCAGCAGCAGCAGCAGUAGCGGCAGCAGGAGUAGCAGCAGCAGCAGUAGCAGCAGCAGCAGUAGCAGCAGCAUCAGAAGCGGCAGUAGCAGC